Messenger RNA from Arabis nemorensis, 645 nucleotides. NCBI's taxonomy places the organism in Eukaryota, Viridiplantae, Streptophyta, Magnoliopsida, Brassicales, Brassicaceae. The record is from the annotation of a GenBank genome assembly.
AUGGGACUCAAAGCUGAAACUUUGCUUCUUUUCUUGUUGGGUUUGAUCUUGGUUUCUGACGCUAGAUCUUUCGUUGACUCCACUCUCUCAGAGGAAGUUUCCAAGAAUGAUAAUGUUUGCACUCUCUGUGAGGAAUAUGUUACUGAUGCUCUCAGCUACCUUGAGAAAAACGAAACACAAGCUCAGAUAAUCGAGGAUCUUCAUGAUCGGUGUUCGCAUAUUCGUGGAUUUGAGCAGCAGUGCGUAACUUUGGUCGAUUACUAUCUCCCUCUUUUCUUCUUACAACUGGAGUCAUUUCAACCUCAUUAUUUCUGCAAGAGGAUGAAUCUUUGUGGCAAAGUGGUAGCUCUUGUUGAAGAAGCCCGUCAGGACAGUUGCGGUGUAUGCCACAAGACUGUUUCAGAGAUUCUCAUCAAACUACAAGAUCCCGAUGUACAGCUGGAUAUAGUUGAGCUACUUAUCAAGGGAUGCAAAUCGCUCAAGAACUAUGAGAAGAAGUGCAAGAAGUUGGUGUUUGAGUAUGGACCUCUGAUCCUCGUGAAUGCAGAGGAGUUCCUAGUGAAAAACGACAUCUGCACACUCUUACGCGCAUGCCCCCCUGAGAAAACGGUUCUAAGGCAGCCUGAGUUGGCGGCGGAUUCUUGA